AUGCGGCUGAAGCUACUACUUCUCACGCAACUUGUUGCGACAGCAUUUGGCGCGAACACGGUUCCACCCAGCAUCUGGAACUACACCUACCCAUGGCCAGUACAGUACUUUGAGUUUGCGUCGCAACGCGCAAAUCUCUCCAUGGCUUACAUGGAUGUACCCUCUCAAAACACCAGCUAUGCCUCAAACAAGACCAUCAUGCUUCUCCACGGCAAGAACUUCUGCGGCGCGACAUGGGAGGACUCAGCGCGUCGCCUCUCAGCCCACGCAUACCGCGUCAUUAUCCCCGAUCAAAUCGGCUUUUGCAAGUCAUCCAAACCACCCGCCUACCAGUUCUCGCUGCAGCAGCUGGCGCGAAACACACAUCUCUUGCUGCAAAGCCUAGGCGUGGAGUCAACAUACGUACUAGGACACUCCAUGGGUGGUAUGUUGGCCACGCGAUUCGCCCUCAUGUACCCAGAGCAAACAUCCCAUCUCAUUCUCACAAACCCCAUCGGUCUGGAAGACUGGAAAGCACUUGGAGUCCCAUGGCGCAAUCUCGACGCUUUGUACAAAGACGAGCUGGCCACCAACUACACAUCAAUCCGAAAAUACCAACAGGCAACCUACUACGUCAAUACCUGGAAGCCGGAAUACGAUGUCUGGGUGAAUAUGCUAGUCUCACUUUACCAAACGUCGCCCGAGAACAUCGACUUUGCGUACAAUAUGGCGCAGACGACGGAUAUGGUCUUGACUCAACCGAUUGCGUAUGAGUUUGAGCUAGUGCAGCCUAAGACUCUUCUAUUGAUAGGGACAAAGGACACGACGGCUAUCGGUAAAGCUUGGAGCCCACCAGAUGUACAAGCCAAGAUAGGUAAAUACGAGGUGUUGGGUAAAGAAGCGGCGGCGAGGAUUCCAAACGCGACGUUGAUCGAAUUCGAUGAUCUAGGCCACAGUCCCCAAGUCCAGGACAGCGAAAGAUAUCAUAGCGCGCUGUUUGGAUGGUUGGAGGGAUCUAAUUGA
Messenger RNA from Alternaria viburni, 1002 nucleotides. RefSeq lists its product as uncharacterized. The record is from RefSeq and is a predicted model, not a curated record. The transcript has a single exon. NCBI's taxonomy places the organism in Eukaryota, Fungi, Ascomycota, Dothideomycetes, Pleosporales, Pleosporaceae. The coding region runs from base 1 to 1002 and encodes 333 amino acids.